Molecule: messenger RNA, 1680 nt
Organism: Cryptococcus wingfieldii CBS 7118
Lineage: Eukaryota; Fungi; Basidiomycota; Tremellomycetes; Tremellales; Cryptococcaceae
Product: glucose repression regulatory protein TUP1
Exons: 8
Coding region: 1-1680 (559 amino acids)
Molecular function (GO): protein binding
Source: RefSeq, a predicted model, not a curated record
AUGCAGCCCCCCAUAUACAAUCACCACCGCCUGCCGCCCGCAGCCACCCCAUCGCAACAAAACGUACUUGCCGCCCCCUCAACAACACGCCUCAACGAGCUCUUCGACCUCAUCCGGCAAGAGUACGAGACCCUCGGCGCGGACGGCAGCGUGUGGAAACAGCAGAGAGAUGAAUACGAGUCGAAGGUUCAAGCGCAGAUCAAUGAGCUGGGAAUGAUCAGGCAGUCAUUGUAUGAACUCGAGGCGAACCACAACAAGAUCCGGUCAGAAUACGAAGCCGAGAUCCAGAGGCUGCGACAUGAGCUCGCGAACCGCGCCCCAGGCGAGAGCAGCGUCGCCCCCGGCCCGCCCCCAUCCAUCCCUGCCCUUAGCCACCAUUCCCCCACCUCCGAGCUCGCCCGUCCGCCCGACGACCGCCUGCCAUACUCUGGCGGACCGCUCCCCGGUCUCCCACUGAACGGCACCGACGUCUCCCGUUCCCGCUCGCCCUUUCCGAACGCAGGCACAUCCAUCAUCCGACCCCCUUCAGAAGCGCGUGUAGCGGCGGUGCGGCCGCCUGCUUCGGCAUCUGCGGCUUCCCCGCCAGUACACUUGUCCGACCUUGAUCCCGAGAACGUGUCGAGAGAGCUGAGAAAAGAAGGGCCAGAGUGGCAGGCGGUCUGGAGUGGGCAGAUGAGGAAGCAGUUGGAUGUGACGCUGGUGCAUUCGAUCGAGCACGAGUCGGUGGUAUGUUGUGUCAGGUUUUCGAAUGAUGGAAAGUAUUUGGCGACGGGGUGUAAUCGAACGGCGCAGAUUCAUGAUGUCAAGACUGGCCAGAGAGUGACGGUAUUGUCGGACGACGCGGCUAGUCGUACAGGCGACUUGUACAUUCGCAGUAUCUGUUUCUCCCCCGACGGUCGAUAUCUCGCUACCGGCGCCGAAGAUCGUCAGAUCAGAAUCUGGGACAUCAAGGCCAAACGCAUUUGGCACUUGCUCCAAGGCCACAUGCAAGAAAUUUACUCGCUCGACUUUUCCCGCGACGGCCGUUUCCUCGUCUCUGGUUCCGGCGACAAGUCUGCGAGGGUGUGGGAUAUCGAAAAGGGCGCUUGUGUGUUCAACCUCCAAAUUGAAGAUUUCAUCCACAAUGAGCACGGGCCGAUCGAUGCGGGUAUCACCUCUGUUGCUUUGUCACCCGAUGGAAACCUUGUUGCGGCGGGAUCGUUAGAUACGAUGGUGCGCGUCUGGAACGUCUCUACAGGUCAACAAGUCGAGCGAUUAAAGGGCCACAAAGACUCUGUCUACUCCGUGGCCUUCUCUCCCGAUGGCAAAUGCCUCGUCUCUGGCUCUCUCGACCGCACCCUCCGCGUCUGGGAUCUCUCCGCUACCAAACACGAAGUCGAAACCGUCCCCACCGGCAAAGAAUCCCAAAAGAACCUCGGCACCUGCCAAUCCACCCUCAACGGCCACAAAGACUAUGUCCUCUCCGUCGCCAUCUCGCCCGACGGCCAGUGGGUCGUGAGCGGGUCGAAAGAUAGGACGAUACAGUUCUGGCACAUCUCGACGGGGCAGGCGCAAUUGAUGCUGCAAGGGCAUAAGAAUUCGGUUAUCAGUAUUGAUCUUGCGAGGAGUGGGGGGUAUUUGGCGAGUGGGAGUGGGGAUACGUUUGCCAAGAUCUGGAAGUUUGAGCAGAUUGCGGGAUAG